CCUUCAGCCCGUUGGGGCCCGGGGACUCGUAGAUCCUAUUCCUCGCCCAAUCCGCGUGGUUUCGUCAGACUUCAUUCUUUGGAAGAUGAUCCGAUGAUGAUGACGUCAUCCUCGUCUACGGGUCAAAUGCCCAGCCCAUCGCAGCUCGACUCGGGCCAACCAGGUGCGCCAUUCCACGCCCAUCAGCAAACACCUCAAGAGAGCAAGUGGUUAAAAAAAUAUCCUUCGGACGCCCCCCAUCGGACUGCCGUUCGCCCGAGCAAAGCCGUGCUAAACCCAAUUUCGAACUCCCGACCCGUGGCCAAGACCCCCAUGGGCCACCAAAUGCCUUUCAAUCUCAAUACCGGCCAAUACCAACGUUGGCAUGGUCAACCUCAAGCCGGAUCCGAGCAGCUCUUCCAAGUGGGCAGACCUCUAAUUCAACCCGAACUUGCUAACAUGUUUGUGCCCGCCCAUUCUUGGGUAGCUCAGGAUGUGGGUCAUUGCCUGAACCAUCUAAUGGGCUCGAUGAUCGAGACCAUGACGUCGAUCUACCCAUCGCCUCUCAAUCCGAAUGCCCGACCGUUUGUGCCUCUCAAUCCGAAUGCGGCUGAGUUUCGACCCACUGGAUCCGGAUCUUGCGGUUCGGGUUCUGCCACGGCAUCUGAAACAUCUUCGGUGGUGGAUUCAUCCGAGGACCAUCCGAGCAUUUCUCAAGCGGGAUUGCUCUCGCCAGAAAUGUGUCCGCAGAAGGAUAAAUUUACUCCCACCCAGAGCCAGGCCCCUUCUCCAUGUGUGACUCCCGUUGUGGAUGAACAGGCGAAAGAAGACAUCCUGAAGUCCGUAUGUAAUCGGAAAGGAACGCCCUGGGUGCCGGAACCCGCAUUGUCAGCCGCCAAUUUGUCAGAGGAAUCUAUUGGAACCCAUCAUAUCCAGGACUUAAAAUCUUGGCCUGCGUCCGAUUUGGAUGGCGAUAGCUCAUUUGUUAUGGAGUCAGAUGACAACACCACUCUCUCGCCUAAUUUAAUUCCUAACCCCAGAAUUCAUUUAUUGUCGCAGCGAUCCCGAUCCUUGAGCACGUGCUCCUCGGAAGAAUCAUUCAUUGAGUUUUCUUGCGAUGCCCCAAACACGGUUGUUCCACCGUCUAAAUCUGUCAUUCACGCCAACAACGAUGAGUCCGACGACGACUCCUCCGACUCCUCGGAUGAUGAAGAUGAGCUAGAAUCGGAGCAUGAUGACGAUAGCGAUUGGGACGAGGUAGAUGACGCUCAUUGCUGGACAGAUAUCCCGGAUGAGUUCAAGACCUGUCCAUUCCAAUGCCCAAUCGAGGCCAGAAAAUCUGAGGAACAAAAUACUCCCUGGAGCGAGAAUGAAGCCGUGCGGGACGCCAACCGACGUUGGAACCUUAAUUACCGCCAAAUGUCCAACCAUGAUCGAGCUUGUCAAGUGGGAUUCAAGUCAGAGACUGCGUGGGAAGUGUUUCUUGAAGAUCCCGAAGAGUCGGAGGACCUUCAAGCAGCGCGCAAAAGUGAUUUUCCUGAAAGAGCCGCAGAUAAAGCUCGGAUGGAGCGGAUGUUGUCCAGAAUCUUCCAACCUGAUCAUCGGAAGAAAAUGUUCCUCCUAAUACGCGGAGAGCACCUCGAGAAUAUUUAAGCGAAGCACAAAUGGCUGUGAUGAUAUCCACAUACACUAUAAUUUGUAGCACAUUAUCUUGAUUAGAAAGGAUUGAUAUCAGUAAUUCAAUAACAUAUUUUGCCCAUUUUGAAAAUUUAUGUGUAUCCAUUUUUUCUGCAAUUCCCAUCAGACUCUUGGAAAACUAUGAUUUCGAGAACGAAUACCAUGGCUUGUUAUGUGAUGUAUUACAUGAGGACCCAAAUACAAGCCUUAAUAAUGAAA
This is a messenger RNA of Tigriopus californicus, 1875 nucleotides long. RefSeq lists its product as uncharacterized. The record is from RefSeq and is a predicted model, not a curated record. Lineage: Eukaryota; Metazoa; Arthropoda; Copepoda; Harpacticoida; Harpacticidae.